This is a messenger RNA of Neospora caninum, 1188 nucleotides long. RefSeq lists its product as hypothetical. The record is from RefSeq and is a predicted model, not a curated record. Bases 1 to 1188 code for a protein of 395 amino acids. The transcript is spliced from 3 exons. NCBI's taxonomy places the organism in Eukaryota, Apicomplexa, Conoidasida, Eucoccidiorida, Sarcocystidae.
AUGGCGACUUCGCGUAGGCUCGAUGGCCACGGCGAGCGCGGCGGCCUCGCGUUUGGAAAACGCGCAGUUGGCGAGUCAGAAGACGACUGGGAAGACGUCGCGUCCGACCAAGAAAGUGUCUCUUCCACCGGCGCUGGCGCAUCCCCUCGGCGGCAGCCCGCGGCGCGAAGCGCAGACCGAAAGAGCGGGAAAGACGCGAGAAAAACCAAGCGCGGCUUUGACUCAGACGACGAAAAAGCUGCAGAGACACCGGAGACAGAUUCUUCGCGCGCUGGAUCGGCGCCUUACUCCCCAGACGCCCUCCGCCCUUCAUGCGACUUUCCCUGGCUCCGCGGCUUCGAACGCAGCAGAGAAAACCGGUUUCGAUGCAAAGCCGCCACCUUUGUGUGGGACGAAGUCGAAUCUGAGGACCAAGAAGGCUGCGCCGUUCCUGCGUACGACCUGCCUCCUCAUCUCAAGCUCCUCAAGUUAUCUGUAGACGCGUCGGUUAGCGCAGAUCCUACAACUCUGCUGCGGUCUUACCUCGACACCCUGAAAGCGGAUUGCUCAUCCGGCGCUUCGUGUCCCUCCAACCUCGGCGAGGUGUGCAUCUCGCUGCCGCCGAGUCAGAAGAAGAAGUCGCCAGGACCGAGCCGCUGCAGCGUGGCGUAUCAGCCGCCGUUGGGCGACGAGCUCCACAUCGGUAGCUCUCCGCAAAAGACGCAGGUGCUCUCUGCGCACCGCUUCCUAGGCACGCUGCACUUUUCUGCAUGCGCGGAUCCGGCGCCUGGCUGUCGGCAGCCCGGAGUCGACGAGGCUGAGACUCGCGAAGAAGCUGGAGCGCGCCGGCGGGAACAGAAGAGACACGAAGAUCCUGGCGCCUCGUCCGGCCCCUUCAAUUCGAAAUUCGGAGACGAGGCACGUCGCGCAUCGAACGGGGAGCUGGGCACACAUCCCCAGGCUUUGGAACCCUUCCGACGUGGCAUUCCCACCUGGCAGAAGGAAUCGUCUUUCAUGACGUGGCAUCGAAUCAAGACGUAUGGCUCGGAUGGAACGUCCUGCGCACCGCGACCGACUUCGGGGAGAGACGACACAAAGCGAACACCAUCGGAGAAGAGAAUAAGCCAAAAAGGCGAGGAGAUGGAGGUCGACGACGGCAGUGUGCGGGAGCGGAAGAGCAAGGAGAAGCGGAAAUCACACCGCAAUUGA